Messenger RNA from Thalassophryne amazonica, 2910 nucleotides. RefSeq names its product tumor necrosis factor receptor superfamily, member 21 (gene tnfrsf21). The record is from RefSeq and is a predicted model, not a curated record. Gene Ontology annotation, molecular function: protein binding. Lineage: Eukaryota; Metazoa; Chordata; Actinopteri; Batrachoidiformes; Batrachoididae. The coding region runs from base 342 to 2390 and encodes 682 amino acids. Gene Ontology annotation, biological process: humoral immune response; neuron apoptotic process; oligodendrocyte apoptotic process. The transcript is spliced from 6 exons.
UACGUCACCGCGUAUCUGGCAGGAGGGCGCUGAAGCCGCACUGAGAGAAGCCCGGCGGAGUGAGGCGGCCAUCCGAUCCGAUCCGAGUGUGUCCCGCAUCCAUCAUCGCUAUGGGAGUCAACACAGCGUCCUUUGUGAACCAGAGUCCGAUCCAGGACUGUCAGGAUGCGGUCCACCUGGAGACACAGACUAUAAAAGAGUGCAGUUGAGACGGCACCAGAGCCCGGCUCGGCUCCUUCAGACUGCCUCAGGAUGAGGAGGACAAACAUCUAGAGAUGACAAGUGCUCUUCAUGUUCCAGACAACUCAACUCUCUUUUGAGUCUCUCCUAGAUUUGGGAAGAUGUUUGUGUCCUUGCUGGUCCUGUGUGCAGUUAUGGCUGACAUCUCAGCCCGCUUCUUAACCACUCUGACCCCACCUGACCAGCUCCUCCUCCUUUCUCCUCACCACUAUCAACACACUGACCCCGACUCUGGCACCAAGUUGCUCUGCCACAAGUGUCCGGCUGGUACUUAUGUGUCAGUCCACUGCUCCCAAACAGCUGUGAGGGAAUGCAGCCCCUGCCCAAAGGGCACCUUCACACGAGGUGAGAAUGGAGUGCAGCAAUGUCAUCGUUGUCGGGCUCCAUGUCCUGUUGGCUUAAUUGAGAAAACGCCCUGCACGUCCAGCCAGGACCGCAUCUGUGUUUGUCCCCCUAAGAGUUUUAUGUUGGGGAAGACAGACACCGAAUGCAAGCCCCACUCACUCUGCCCUCCUGGCACCAGGGUGAAACAUUGGGGCAGUGAAACAGAGGAUGUCCUUUGCAAGCCCUGCAUGAAGGGGACUUUCUCACCUGUGGAGUCAAAUGCAAUGAAGUGUCAAGCUCACAAGGACUGCCAAGCUCAGGGGUUGGUACUGCUCACAGCAGGCACCAGAGAAAUGGACAACAUCUGUGGACCUUCUUCUGUGGUUCCUUCCUCCUCAUCUCUGUCUAUUGCCAGUCCACAGAGUCUGACUCAGUCUGUGUUUGUGCAGGAGUCCAACACUUCUUCAUCCUCAUUACCGACUGGACCUGUACCUCAAGUCACUCACAGCCGAUCUGCAGGCAUUCAGUUGAGGGAAAGCUCUGGCAAGAAAGGCCACUUUGUAGAAGGCCUCCUUCUUCUUCGAGCCACAAUUCCAAACUCAGACAAAGGUGAUCCUCUACAGAUUUCGCCUCCACCAGCUCAUAAACACACUGUAGACCAGGAGCACCAAUGGGCACAACCAAGUUCCAACCCUGUACCCGGGUUGAAUACGUGGCUGAAGGAUGAGUUGAAGGCUGUGGAAGCUGUCAGGGUUGGGACAGGGAGAAAAACCACUGGGCAGACAAAUGGUGGUGGCGAUGCAAUCUCUGGUUACUCCAGGACCCAUCGCCGUGGGUCGCCACGGCCAAACACCCAAAAACACUUUGAUAUCAAUGAGCACCUGCCCUGGAUGAUUGUGCUGCUGCUGUUGCUAAUGCUGGUGGUGAUUGUGGUGUGCAGUGUGAAGCGCAGCUCUCGGGUGCUGAAGAAGGGCCCCAUGCAGGAUCCGUGCAGCAUUAUGGAGAAGGCGAUUCAGAAGAAACCAUCCGUGCCGCCAACGCACGCCAAAGAGAAGUGGAUCUACUACUCUAAUGGACAAGGUGUGGAUAUCCUGAGGCUGGUGUCGGCCCAGAUCGGCACCCAGUGGAUUGACAUCUAUCAGUCACUGGCCAACAUUACCGAGCGAGAAGUGGCUGCUUUCUCCAACGGCUACUCAUCAGAUCACGAACGGGCCUAUGCUGCACUGCAGCACUGGACUAUUCGGGAUAAAGAUGCCAAUUUAGCCAAGCUGAUCAACGCGCUACACAGACAGCGCCGCAUCGAUGUGGUGGAGAAGAUCCGCUGUGUCAUGGAGGACAGUCCACAGUUCGACAUCAACCAGCUGACGACCUCAGUGAAUGUAAGCCAAAGCCUCAGUCCCACCCACAAAUCGCUGGAGUCCCCGAGCACCGUCGGCGUCAGUGGUGGAGGUGCGGGUGGAACCGGUGGUGUGGAACCGUCACCAGUGGACCGCACCAGGGUCUUCUUUCCUGAUGAAUCAGAGCCACUUCUUCGCUGUGACUCCACCUCCAGUAAAGACUCAGCCCUCAGCAGGAAUGGCUCGUUUAUCACCAAAGAAAAAAAAGACACGGUGCUCCGGCAAGUCCGCCUGGACCCGUGCGACCUGCAGCCCAUCUUCGAUGACAUGCUCCACAUCUUGAACCCAGAAGAGCUACUUGUCAUCGAGGAGAUCCCAGCUGCAGAGGACAAGUUGGACCAGCUGUUUGAGAUCGCAGGAGUUAAGAGUCAGGAGGCCAGUCAGACUCUGCUGGACUCCGUCUACUGCCACCUCCCCGACCUGUUGUAGUCGACCACAGUCAGCUGGGCUGUCGACACAGGAAACACCACAUCGAAGUAGAACGGAAGGAGACUUGGUGAUGGUUUGGUUCUUAGGUUGAUGUUGGAGCUGACAAAAUCUCGUUUAUUUUUACAUGAAUAUUACUUAUAGAAAAAAAGCAGAAACCUUACAUCAUCCUCUCAGUCUUUCAGAAUAUUUGAGUGCUUUUUGCCCUGGAAUUUCCUCUUAUGUUGUCUUGCUCAUGCACAUUGUUUGUCUCAGUAUUCAUCUUGAAUAGGGGUCUCAGAUUGGUGGCCUCGGGGCCAUGUAAGACUGACAGAAAGUGACCAAACUUAAUGUAAGAAUAAAACAGUAUUGCACUUACAACACUUAUGCUAUAACAAAUAAUAUAGAUAAUGGAGAAAAAUACUCAUUAAUAAAAGGUUGUUAGGCAGAAAGUUGCUAGACACUUGCUUCCCAAACAGAAGGUUGACCAGUAGAGGCUGCCUGUGCGUCACUUUCCAAGUACAUCUGGAGCUGUGUCAGGAAG